CGCCGCUCGCCUCGGGCCCAAGAUGGCGGCCGCCACACAGGGGCUCCCGCCGGCCGCUCUGCGCCGCUGAGCGCGCGCCUGCUCUGCUCGCUCUCGAACCUGCGUCUUACUACGGGUUGGGAAGGGCCGUGGACCGUGCCCGGGGAGCCUGACCAGGCAGCACUGUUUAGGUAACCAUUACUGGACCAGAAAGAUGACUUCUAUCAUCAAAUUAACUACCCUCUCUGGGGUCCAAGAAGAGUCUGCUCUGUGCUAUCUUCUCCAGGUUGAUGAGUUUAGGUUUUUGUUGGACUGUGGCUGGGAUGAACACUUCUCCAUGGACAUAAUUGAUUCCCUGAGGAAGCACGUCCACCAGAUUGAUGCGGUACUCCUCUCUCACCCUGACCCGCUCCACCUUGGCGCCCUCCCUUUUGCUGUGGGAAAGCUGGGUCUGAACUGUGCCAUCUAUGCUACAAUUCCUGUUUAUAAAAUGGGGCAGAUGUUCAUGUACGACCUUUAUCAGUCUCGACACAAUACGGAAGAUUUUACCCUCUUCACAUUAGAUGAUGUGGAUGCAGCCUUUGAUAAAAUACAGCAGCUCAAAUUCUCUCAGAUUGUGAACUUGAAAGGCAAAGGACAUGGUUUGUCUAUCACACCCCUGCCAGCUGGUCAUAUGAUAGGAGGGACAAUAUGGAAGAUAGUCAAAGAUGGAGAAGAAGAAAUUGUUUAUGCCGUUGACUUCAACCACAAGAGGGAGAUCCACUUAAAUGGAUGUUCCCUGGAAAUGCUAAGCAGACCCUCUCUACUUAUCACAGAUUCAUUUAAUGCUACAUACGUGCAGCCUAGGAGGAAACAGAGAGAUGAGCAGCUCCUGACAAAUGUUCUGGAAACUCUACGUGGUGAUGGGAACGUGCUAAUAGCAGUGGACACAGCUGGCAGGGUUCUGGAGCUUGCUCAACUUCUGGAUCAGAUUUGGAGAACCAAAGACGCAGGCCUGGGAGUCUAUUCCCUAGCACUCCUGAAUAACGUCAGCUAUAAUGUGGUGGAGUUUUCUAAGUCACAGGUAGAAUGGAUGAGUGAUAAAUUGAUGAGAUGUUUUGAAGACAAGAGAAAUAAUCCGUUUCAGUUUCGCCAUCUCUCUCUGUGCCAUGGUCUUUCUGACUUGGCUCGAGUUCCCAGCCCCAAAGUUGUACUUGCCAGCCAGCCUGACCUGGAGUGUGGGUUCUCAAGGGACCUCUUUAUUCAGUGGUGCCAGGACCCCAAAAACUCAAUCAUUUUAACUUACAGAACAACUCCUGGGACUUUAGCACGUUUCUUAAUCGAUAACCCUUCUGAGAAAGUUACCGAAAUAGAGCUGAGGAAGCGCGUGAAGCUUGAAGGGAAAGAGCUUGAAGAAUAUGUGGAAAAAGAGAAACUGAAGAAAGAAGCUGCUAAGAAACUUGAGCAGUCGAAAGAGGCAGACAUCGACUCCAGUGACGAGAGUGACGUGGAGGAGGACAUUGACCAGCCUUCGGCACAUAAGACAAAGCAUGACCUGAUGAUGAAAGGCGAAGGCAGCCGCAAAGGCAGCUUCUUCAAACAGGCCAAAAAAUCCUACCCCAUGUUCCCUGCCCCCGAGGAAAGGAUUAAAUGGGAUGAAUAUGGAGAGAUCAUCAAACCAGAAGAUUUCUUAGUGCCAGAACUUCAAGCUACUGAAGAAGAAAAAAACAAAUUAGAAUCUGGUUUGACAAAUGGAGAUGAGCCCAUGGAUCAGGACCUGUCUGAUGUUCCCACCAAGUGUGUUUCUGCAACAGAGUCUAUUGAGAUAAAAGCCAGGGUUACUUACAUAGACUAUGAAGGGCGCUCGGAUGGAGACUCCAUUAAAAAGAUCAUCAAUCAGAUGAAACCACGGCAGUUGAUCAUUGUCCACGGUCCCCCAGAGGCCAGUCAGGAUCUGGCCGAGUGCUGCCGUGCGUUUGGUGGGAAAGAUAUUAAAGUGUACAUGCCAAAGCUACACGAAACAGUUGAUGCCACAAGCGAAACACAUAUCUACCAGGUACGAUUAAAGGACUCGCUCGUCAGCUCCCUUCAGUUUUGUAAAGCUAAAGAUGCCGAGCUGGCUUGGAUAGAUGGCGUCCUAGACAUGAGAGUUUCCAAAGUGGACACGGGAGUUAUUCUCGAAGAAGGAGAACUCAAGGACGAUGGAGAAGACGCUGAAAUGCAAGUGGAUGGUCCUUCAGACUCCAGUGCCAUAGCCCAGCAGAAGGCCAUGAAAAGUCUGUUUGGAGACGAUGAUAAGGAACUGGGUGAAGAGAGUGAGGUCAUCCCCACCCUGGAGCCUUUACCACCUCACGAGGUUCCUGGACACCAGUCGGUUUUUAUGAAUGAACCAAGACUGUCUGACUUCAAGCAAGUUCUUCUGCGGGAGGGAAUUCAAGCGGAAUUUGUAGGGGGUGUACUUGUUUGCAACAAUCAAGUAGCAGUCCGCAGAACAGAAACCGGACGCAUCGGGUUAGAAGGCUGCCUUUGUCAAGACUUUUAUAGGAUACGAGACCUUUUAUAUGAACAGUAUGCCAUUGUGUAAAGGACAUGAUGUCAGGAAGUGUCUGCUUGACCUUUCUCAGGAAGAAAGGAUUCUUAUCUGAGGCUAAGUUUUCGCUGUCUUGUUUUGUAACAUACAAAAAGAAUCUGCCAGAAAACGUGAGCAUGUAUUAGAUUUUGAAAAAUAAGAAUCAAGGGCCUGGGGUGUAGCUCAGUGGUAGAGCUCUUGCCUAGCAUGUGCAAGGCCCUGGGUUUGAUUCCCAGUACUGAAUAAAGAAAGAAAAUGUAAAUAGAACCCAUUUCGUAAAUGCUCUGCCUUGCAGGAUGCUAGAGGCCCAACGAGGAGACGGGCCCAGAGCUGAAGGUGUUGAUUUCCUCUGCAGAUCCCUUGCUCCAAAGGGUUCAUUAUUUGAAAAAAACAAACAAACAAACAAACAGUGCAUCCUAGGGGACCAGUUCAUGGCCUUACAGAAACUGGUGUGCCUGCGUUCAUGCAGUUUCUUACGUUUUCUGAAAUUAAAGGGAGAAUUAUAUAGAAAGGAUAUGCUAGAAAAGAUACAAACAAAAACUGGUGCAACAACAACAGAGUGUAUUGUGCUGUUAGACCUUUUCAAAUUCUGAUACACAAUCCCCUCCACGUGGGUCUCUCUGCUGUCUGCCUUCAGUGUAGUGUGAGGCAGCACAUGUUUAGAAAGAAAUGUUUAUUUCUCUCAUUUCUUGUUUAUGAAGAUUUUGUUGUUGUUGUUGUUCAAUUUGGAUUUAUAACCUCAUCAUUUGAAUAAAUGUCAUUUAAAAGAAA
Molecule: messenger RNA, 3298 nt
Organism: Phodopus roborovskii (desert hamster)
Lineage: Eukaryota; Metazoa; Chordata; Mammalia; Rodentia; Cricetidae
Gene: Cpsf2
Product: cleavage and polyadenylation specific factor 2
Exons: 15
Coding region: 194-2542 (782 amino acids)
Biological process (GO): mRNA 3'-end processing by stem-loop binding and cleavage
Cellular component (GO): mRNA cleavage and polyadenylation specificity factor complex
Molecular function (GO): RNA binding
Source: RefSeq, a predicted model, not a curated record